CGAUACUGUUUUUACCUCUAGAAUCGUCUAAAGAACUUGUCUUGCGAAAUCGGCAAUACUAGUAGACCUCGUCGAGUCCAUGACGUCUAAGCGUAUUUUUAGCGCUCAAAAGAACAGCACAGUCAACUACUAUGUAAAUGAUAAAACCUAGCGGAAGGGUUGUUUAUAAACUGCUACUGACGGCGAGGCACCAAUCAAGACCCCUAUUGGCCGCAUGUUCAACCAAUCACAUCCAAGCCUUUAAUGCCAGGUAUUCUUCUGGAGAUGUUGAAAGCAGAAAGCAUGAGCUAUCUGAAAAAAAGCUGACCAAACGAUUUGUGGAUUGGAGAAGGGUUCGUGUGAAAGCAGGGGAUGGUGGAAAUGGUUCUAUUUCACUAAGAAGAGCAGCUUUUGAAGAAUUUGGCGGACCUGACGGUGGAGACGGAGGGAAUGGGGGCCACAUUUUACUUCAAGCGGACAGGCGCACAAAGUCUCUUGGGGCUGUAAAACCACACUACAAAGCAGAACAUGGACAUCCAGGAGCAAAGAACAACAGCAGUGGCAAAAAUGGUGCACAUACAAUUGUUAAAGUUCCAGUCGGAACAGUCGUAAAAGAUGACAAGGUCACUGUUGUAGAUCUGGAGUCAGAAGGGGAUCAGUUUGUCCUUGCCCGUGGAGGUCAAGGUGGUCGAGGCAAUAAAUCCUUUGCAACACCGUCAAACAGAACCCCUCGGAUUGCUGGACGGGGAACUCCUGGUGAAGAAUCUCUGGUGUCGUUGGAACUUAAAAUAAUGGCACAUGCUGGAUUGAUUGGGUUUCCCAACGCAGGCAAAUCUACUCUAUUGAGAGCAUUAUCUAGAGCAAGGCCUGCUGUAGCCGCCUACCCAUUCACAACUCUCAAUCCACAUGUAGGAAUGGUGGAAUAUGACGACUUGGAACAAGUUGCAGUUGCUGAUUUACCGGGGUUAAUCCGUGGGGCUCAUCUCAACCGAGGCCUGGGUCACUCCUUCCUCCGACACAUCGAGCGUUGUAGCUGCCUCCUUUAUGUCCUUGAUCUCUCAGCCAAAGAACCCUGGACGCAACUCUACGAUCUUCAGUAUGAGCUUGAGCAGUACAAAGAAGGUCUCUCACAACGACCUCACGCCAUUCUCGCGAAUAAAAUCGAUUUACCGGAAGCAGAGGAGAAGUUGGCGCUUCUGCGUGAGAAUGUUCAGCUACCUAUCAUUGUUAUUUCUGCUCAUUACCUUACAAAUAUUGCUCACCUAAAGGUUCAUUUGAGGGAACUUUAUGAUGAGGAUAUGAAGGGUAGGUUGAAACCUGUCGUCAAACAAGGCAAGAGAAUAUUAUGAUUGUUGAUAAAAGUUGUUGAUUAGAGGUAAAUAUUCCACUGAAGGUGUCUGCUCAAACUAUUUUAAAUAACUUAAAAGUCAAACGGCAAGAAAUGCAUUUACAGUUGUUUCCCUUUACCCGUUAGAGAUCAUUCAUUUCUGUAUAACCAUCACAAAACACCCAGACAUUGGUAUUAUGUUCCAGUUUGAAUGUCAACAACAAAAUAUGAAACAGAAAAUUAGUUUUGCAGUAAAAAUUUUAAUAAAAAUACCAUGAAACAGAAAACUGUUUGGUUUCAGUGAUAAGGGUGUUAUGUUAACAUUGGAAAUUUUCAUAUCCAGACAUCCAAACAUGACCAUUACUUUGACCUCUUCAUGUUAAAGUAGGUAAAACCUUGCAACUGUUUAUUGCCGCUAUGGGCAUUUUGGUACAAGCCGCUUGUGGCCACUAUUGUCUCUGAAGAGUCAAUAUGCCAAGCUUUUCAAUGAAGAUACAUGUGAAUUCUAUAUGAAGGAAGGAGAAUCUUGUUACCUAACACAGUAAUGCUUUAUAAUAGCACAAGGCCCCAGGUUGACAAAAUUAGUUGACGCAAUAAGUUGACACCAAAUGUUAUAUUAAUAAAAUGGGAUACUGAACAACGAAAUAACAAACCAUA
Molecule: messenger RNA, 1963 nt
Organism: Asterias rubens (European starfish)
Lineage: Eukaryota; Metazoa; Echinodermata; Asteroidea; Forcipulatida; Asteriidae
Product: mitochondrial ribosome-associated GTPase 2-like
Exons: 8
Coding region: 138-1328 (396 amino acids)
Cellular component (GO): mitochondrion
Molecular function (GO): GTP binding; GTPase activity; magnesium ion binding
Source: RefSeq, a predicted model, not a curated record